Nicotiana tabacum (common tobacco) is the source of this 3000-nucleotide messenger RNA. RefSeq lists its product as uncharacterized. Gene Ontology annotation, cellular component: nucleus. The record is from RefSeq and is a predicted model, not a curated record. Lineage: Eukaryota; Viridiplantae; Streptophyta; Magnoliopsida; Solanales; Solanaceae. Gene Ontology annotation, biological process: regulation of telomere maintenance.
CUAGAUCUCGUGAAUGCUAAAAACCUACCCCUCCAAAAUAAGACCCUCAAGACUUCCAUCUUCACUCUUGUAUUUCCCUUUCCAUCUUCACUUUUCUCAAGCAACCAGACAAUUUUCACCCCAGUGAUCCAAUCACAAACCCCAAACCCCAAUCGAUUCAUCCGGUGCAAAGUUCCAGAUUGUGUGAUGGAUCAUUCAUGGCGUCCUCAUCUUCCACCACCCCCAAUCCAAGGUAGAAUCUGUCCUACUUGCUCAAUCUCACACUUCCCUUUUUGCCCUGCACCACCCCCACCCCCACCCCCUUUCCCUUCAAAUCCUAGUUUCACCCAAUAUCCACCUUAUCCUCCUCAUCAAUCCCUCCCCCGCCCUCCGCUUCCACCCCAACCGGCGGCUUACGACCCCUUCGUCGAUCAUCGCGCUGGGCCCUCCAUGCCCCCUCAAGUUCAUCCGCGACCGUCCGAUGCAUAUGAAAAUACAAACCCUAGUUUUGAUUCCGGUAAUGUUGGAGUAAAGAGAAUGAGAAUCGAUGAUUCAACAGGUUCGUUUAUGAACGAAAACUUGACAAAUUUAGCUAGGGUUUCAACUGAUAACGAAAGGAGAUUGAAACUGAUUAGUGAGUUUGGUGCAGCGAAUCACGAAUUAGACAUGGGGCAUGGUAGCUUUGAUGGUGGAAAAUACGGAAAGUUUGAUGGAUUUUUAGGUGCUAAAACUAGCAAUAAUAGAAGUUGUAUUGAUCCAGGUUAUGGUAAUUUGGAUAGAAAACGAACAUUUCAUGAGCAAGAACAUUUUGGAAAAUUAGGAUAUGAUGAAGUUGACAAUUAUUUGCCACGAAAAAAUGGUUACAAAUACAGUAAUCCUCAAGCUGAUAGUUACCGCCACAAUGUAGAGCACGACCGACAGAUUAAACUGUAUCAUGGACAACAGACCCCCAUGGAUGGUCACGGUCAUAGCCUUAACCAUUAUUCGGAGGCUGCUUAUGCAAUGCAAAAUAGUCAUAUGGAGUCGAAAUUACUUCACUAUGGUUCGUCAUACGACCAAAGGGUUGUUAAUUCAGUGAAUGGCAGUGGCAUGAGCUUGUAUUCAGCACAACAGGGUUGUAAGGCAUUUGCUAGCCAGCCGCCCCUUCCAGCUUCUCCACCACCUCCUCUUCCAAUGGAGCCGCCUCGGCAUGAGCGGCUUGUUUUGUCUUCACCACCUGGAACAUCUGCCUCAUUUUUUCCAGUUUCUGUUGGUUCUUCAGCUCCUUUGUCAUCAACUUAUCCUCCACCUCCUGAAUAUAAUCAUUCCAUAUCAAGUUAUCAGUCCAAUCUACAUGUUUCCUCCGCAUCUGCAAAUGAGGAACUCCAUAUGCUCCGCUAUACGUCAUCAUCUAUGAGCUCCAGAGGAAGUGAACAAACUUUGCGUGACCUACCUUUGGAGAAGUCAAAAGUCAUUGAUGCUUCUCACAUACUAAGGCAUCCAUACCGUGCUACCCGCCCUGAUCAUCUUGUUAUAAUUCUUCGGGGGCUUCCAGGGAGUGGAAAGAGCUAUUUGGCAAAGAUGUUACGUGACCUUGAGAUUGAAAACUGUGGCACUGCGCCUCGCAUUCACUCAAUGGACGAUUACUUCAUGACUGAAGUUGAUAAGGUUGAAGAGAGUGAGAUUUCAAAAUCUUCUGGUUCUGUCAGAAGCAAAAAAAUCACAAAGAAGGUCAUGGAAUACUGCUAUGAACCUGAGAUGGAGGAGGCCUAUCGGUCCAGCAUGUUGAAGUCUUUUAAAAAGACCCUGGAUGAGGGGGCUUUCUCUUUCGUAAUUGUGGAUGACCGCAAUCUGCGGGUAGCUGAUUUUGCUCAGUUUUGGGCAACUGCAAAGAGAUCUGGUUAUGAAGUGUACUUGCUAGAGGCGACCUAUAAGGACCCAGCGGGAUGUGCAGCAAGGAAUGUACAUGGUUUUACGCGGGAUGACGUGCAAAAGAUGGCUGCCCAAUGGGAGGAAGCUCCAUCCAUGUACUUGAAACUUGAUACUAAGUCAUUACUUCAUGGAGAUGCUCUGGAGGAGGGUGGAAUCCAAGAGGUGGACAUGGACAUGGAAGAUGAUGACUCAUUGGGAAUGCCUUCUGCUUUAGAUGAAGAAAACAUUGAGAAGUUUAGUAUACCUCCCCAAGAGGAUAUUCUGGCUGAUGGCGAUUUAAAGGAUGAUCAGGAGUCGGACCAUGAAGUUGACCAAAUAGCUGAAGUAAAAGGAUUAGCAAAGAGUAAAUGGUCUUCUGAUUUGGAUGAAGAUGAUACUCGAAGAAAUGAAGACGCCACUAAAAACUUGAAUGCUCUCUCAGGGUUGAUACAAUCUUACAGCAAAGAAGGGAAAUCAGUACGUUGGGGUGACCAGGUGACCAAAAGAGGCUUUUCGAUAGGGGCAACAAAAGCUACCAAUGUAUCCUUAUUAAUUGGUCCUGGUGCAGGAUACAACUUGAAGUCUAACCCUUUGCCGGAAGAAGAGAAGUUGAUAUCAGCUAGAAAUAAUGGUGAACCAAAGAAGCAAAACAUAUUUCAAGAGAGACUACGAGCUGAGCGUGAGUCGUUUAGGGCUGUUUUCGAGUCUUUCAGAACAGGCUCUGACAAGAGGCGGCAUCGGAUAUCUGGGCUUAAUGCUGAAGGUGAAUAGUAUAUAAGAAGAUGGGUCUAAAAUCACAUGUUAGCAGUGCUGGAGAGGAAGAAACCUGCCAGCCUUGUGCGGAGGGCUAAAUUAUUUCUGUUAUAAUUUAGUAGUAAUUUGUUUUACUAGGAGAAAAAUGGGUAGUUGGUGGGCCUGGGCAAUAGCCAUGGGUGCAUUCUUGCCUCUGUACUAUGGAAACUUUUGGAAAUGAAGGGAGUUCAAUGGCAAAAGUGGUUCAUGCAAAGUAGCUAAAGAUGUCUUCUCUUCCUACUUGGGUUUCCACAUGUUUCAGCGCCAAUUUGCAGUUUCUCCUUGUGCUGCAGAACUAAGGAGUUGUUUGAGAUUUAAAUAAGCAAACAUUUACAUAUA